AUGGGUGCCAAUUGUACCAGUAUUUAUAAUAAUAAUCAUGAUGGUAAUAAUCAACAUAAACAACAAAAAAUUCGUAAAAAACGACAUGAAAAACAACAAGAACAACAACUAAUUGAACAAUUACGUUCAGUUGAUAGUGGACAACGGCAAUCACCAAUCAAUAUUGACACAGCAAUUGUUCAUUUGAAUUCCGAACUAAAUGAUUUGAAACGAACAAAAUGUUUGAAUAUUGUUUAUCCAAAAUUAAUGUCCAAUCUAAUUAUACAGAAUACUGGUUAUGGUUGGAAAUUAGAUAUACCGGAAAUGAUUGCAGCUAAAACAGAAUUGAUUGGUGGCCCAUUAAAAGGACAUAUUUAUCGUAUGUGGCAAUUUCAUUGUCAUUGGGGACCAAAUAUAAAUGUUGGUUCUGAACAUACAGUGAAUAAACGUAGCUAUUCAGCUGAACUUCAUUUUGUUCAUUGGAACACAUCAUUAUAUAAUGAUCCAAAUAUAGCAUUAUCACAGCCAACUGGUUUAGCCGUUGUUGCCGUAUUUAUUGAUAUUGGUUAUCAAAUAAAUGAUGGCUUAGAAAAAAUAUUACGACAAAUCGAUACUAUACAAUAUAAAGGUGAUAAACGUAUGGUUAAUGAACCGAUUGAUAUUGAAAAAUUAAUACCAACAAAUCGUUCAUAUUGGACAUAUCAAGGUUCAUUGACAACGCCACCAUUAUUUGAAUCAGUUACAUGGAUCAUUUAUACAACACCAAUUUAUGGUACACAUGAACAGAUUGCCAAAUUUCGUAAAUUAUUCUAUUCAAGUGAAAUUGAGGCAAAUUUUGGUGGAUAUCUUGUUGAAAAUUAUCGCCAUACACAGCCAUUAAAUGGACGUAUUGUUAAAUUUUUUCGUGAUCCAAAUUCAUUAUUAUCAUCAUCAUCAUCAAUGAUGAGAUUGAUAAACAAUAAUAAUAAUAAUAAUAAUAAUCAAUCAUUGUCAAGGGAAAUGAUAAAUUCCAAUCCAGUUGCAUCAUCAUCGACAAUGAUGAAUAAUCGAAAUAAUAGAAUUGUACAUAAUAAUGUAGCACAAUUCUUGAAUCAAAAUAACAAUAGCAAUGGCCGACAGAAUAAUUAUAACAAUCAACAAAAUAGAAUGAUGAUGAUACGACGACAGCGACAACAUCAACUACAUUCAAAUCAAUCGAGAUGA
Dermatophagoides farinae (American house dust mite) is the source of this 1182-nucleotide messenger RNA. The record is from RefSeq and is a predicted model, not a curated record. NCBI's taxonomy places the organism in Eukaryota, Metazoa, Arthropoda, Arachnida, Sarcoptiformes, Pyroglyphidae.